AUGCAAGCGACCCGGCGCUUAUUCCACCUCUAUCCUGAAGGAUUUGAGCUAUCGGACAUCGAUGUCACAAUUCUGGCUCAAUCGACGGAUUCACUUCGUCGUUGCUUGAUGCUCAAGGAUAGGCAGCAAUCCGCCACCAGUCCGCCGAUUCCAGGAGAUUCGGAGCUGAUAUAUAUGUGCGUGGGCUGGCCAGCCGGUUUGUCGACUUUGUUGGAAUGGCCUUUAUCAACAUCAAGGUACGCACUGGGGCAAUGCUUCUCCCGAGCGUGUUUUGCGGGAGAGACUGAGUGCGCAUUAAAUGUGCUCCAAUACAUGGACGUGGUAGGACAAUGGCAGUUGUAUGCUGCCGCUGGAUGCGGAAAUUUACGAAUCGUUAGAGAGGUAAUUUCGUUGCUAGCUGCGUCGCGUCAUCGCCUCAAAAAGGCGGCCCUUCGACAUAUCGGCCAUGAAGAACUUCGCCCACUUUUGGCGACACCCAGCGCCCUCCCAGAUAUGAAUGCUUCCAUGUUAUACGAUCAGCUCACAGAUUACGAUUCUGAUAUCCCGGACCCUUCCUUCAACGGAGGAUCAGUGUACAAUUCUGUCCAAGGUAACGUCACGGCUAUGAAGCUCCUUUACGAAGCUGGGUUUGUCGACCUGAACCAAUGCAACGAGGAUGGGCUUACCGCACUCAUGAGUAUUGAUACGUUAGACUGGUCGUACGGACCUUUCAAUCCUCGAGGGGAUAAUCGAGGUGAUGAGCAUUCGGGGAAACUCGGAUACCUGGCCGCGUGGAUGGUCAGCAAAGGUGCUAAUCUCCAUCAAUACUCGGGAGAUGACUAUCGUGCAAUAUGGUACCUGGCGGAGGAGAUCGCUUCCACAUUCUCAUGCAGUAGUUGGAGGACUGGAAUUUCUAUGGACCAGGCCGAGGUGAGGUCAGACCUUCAUAGGCAGCAUCCGGAUAGCAGAGAUUUAUUGUAUACUCUGUUGGCUGAUGAUAGCAUUGAUGGGUGCUUGUGCGCGUGCUCGGAGACUGGCUGCACUACAUGGACAAGGAUACUGAGAGCCUGGGAUCCAGAACCAUCCAGCAACCAUAAGUCACUUCUCGCUGUGCUGUUGGAUGAAUGCCAGAAUAACUCGCCCGAUGCAUUGACAAACGACCAAUGGACUAGACUUGCCCAGCAAACAAUCCGCUGCCUGACAUUCGAAGCGCUCGAGCUGACGCAUACUUGUCAUGGUAUACUUUGGCGAGGAGGGGAUCACAUGGAUCCAGAGGAGAUAGAUGAGAUUCGGGAUGAGGAGGCUUCGCUGAUUGAGGAACUCGAGAACCUAGUACUGGAGUUCAACCGGUCUUACGCCGAUCUCGAGGUCGGAAUAUAUGAGUUCGUCUUCAAUCACUGGUUUCCGCGCAUGGAUGAAGUUGUUCCACCCGAGGGCGAUGAGGAGGAGAUAAGACGAAUUCGCGCCGCAGGUGUCCGUCGACCAGAAUCGGACUGCAUUGACUGGGAUGCAAGCGAUGAUGACUCUCUCGAUGAGGACUGA
This is a messenger RNA of Aspergillus calidoustus, 1521 nucleotides long. The record is from the annotation of a GenBank genome assembly. Lineage: Eukaryota; Fungi; Ascomycota; Eurotiomycetes; Eurotiales; Aspergillaceae.